Molecule: messenger RNA, 799 nt
Organism: Papilio polytes (common Mormon)
Lineage: Eukaryota; Metazoa; Arthropoda; Insecta; Lepidoptera; Papilionidae
Gene: Fln
Product: flightin
Exons: 3
Coding region: 115-594 (159 amino acids)
Source: RefSeq, a predicted model, not a curated record
GGGAGAUAAAUCGGGAGGCUGCUUACGGCGCGAGGCAGCAACGAUCAUCAGUCGCAGUCGAACGAUCAAACUAUUCACACGUUCCUCCAUACCCAAAUAGAAUCUUCUUGCGCGAUGUGGGAUGACGUAGUGGAAGAAACCCCAGCACCGGCCGCGGAAGCGCAGCCAGCCGCGGACGCCCCGGCGGGAGACGCAGCCGGUGAAGCCAAACCUGAGGUAGCCGAGCCCCCGCCGCCGAUUGACAACACAAAGAAUGAGCCGCGUCGGCUUGUAUUCAAGCACUGGACCCGACCGAAAUUCCUUCAGUACAAUUACAUCUAUGAUUACCAGCGUAACUACUACGACGAUGUUCUCUCGUACUUAGACAGACGUAAUAGAGGAUUGCCUGUGGAGAGACCACGCGCUCAAACGUGGGGCGAACGAGCUCUAAGGACGUACCUAUCCAAGGAUAACAGUUACUCUUCAAAGACGUACAACAAGGACACGACUCUGCUCCAUCACAUCUCGACCGCUGCCCGUUUCCAACGCUACCACAGCAAGGCUCGCAUCGCGAGGAAGUAUUCCAAUCUCGGAUUUAGCUCAGUCUCCCUUUAGCUUUGCAUUAACACCCUCGCUUAUCAUCGCUAGGCGGACGAGGCCCCAGCAACCGGCGUGACCUAUUUAUCGAUGUUACAGGAUUUCGCUGGCGUGAGCUAUCUCUCGCCGAUGGCCGGUAAGCGCAUCAAGUACACAUCACAUCGAAAGCUGUCCGCAUUCCUAAUUAUAACAUCAUUGAGAAGACAAUAAAUAAUAAGUUUUA